UGAGAUUGUUUAAACAUGGCGGCCCCCAUGUAAAUCCUUGAGUAAACAUUCGUUUAAAGAAUAAUCUUUAUUUCUUUCUCCUGCUGUCGUUUGCAAGCACAGCAACAAGAUGUUUCAUUUUGCACGUUGCAGUCGAUUGACACGCAACACUGUCACAUCAGACAGAUUGUUGUGCUCCAUUAAAACAAGAGAUGUUUUCAUCCACUGCAAGCGACGUGGCCAACACACAGUACAUUGGAGCGGUUCUCCAAACCCAGUCAGUGCUCCACUUCGCAUCUGGAGCCAAGCCCAGAAAAUUGUCCGUCUUGCAUUCAGACAGCAGCCCAGGCGGUCAAAUCUCUCUCUAAAAUUCAUAUUCGGCCCAGCUGCUCUGACGGUGACUGCACGUCUGUUUAGUAGUGUAGCUCACUGCCAUGCAGAUGUGAAUACUAAUGUACAAGUUAAAGUUCAGGGUAAAGAGACUGUUCCUGAGUUCAGCUGGGCUGUUCUUUGGGAGUUCGUUCGGCCACAGCUUCUGGCCUUAAUUGGAGCCAUCAUUCUUGCAUUUGGAGCGGCAGCCCUUAAUAUUCAGAUUCCAUUGAUUUUGGGAGAUUUGGUGAAUGUUGUCGCUCGUCACAUGAGAGAACAAGCAGGACAAUAUAUGAGAGACAUUCGUGCACCUGCCAUGAAGCUUCUGGGACUGUAUGCUUUACAGGGACUUUUGACCAGUGGCUACAUCGUUCUUCUGUCCAGAGUUGGAGAAAGAGUGGCUGCUAACAUGAGAAAAGCUCUCUUCACAUCUUUGCUUCGACAAGAUGUUGCAUUUUUUGAUGCAAACAAGACCGGGCAGCUGGUUAAUCGCCUCACAUCAGACAUCCAGGAGUUCAAAUCUUCCUUCAAGCUGGUCAUUUCUCAGGGCUUGCGGAGUGCCACACAAACAGUGGGUUGUUUUGUCUCGCUGUACUUUAUCUCUCCGAAGCUCACGGGUCUCACUGUGGUGGUCCUGCCGUGUCUUGUAGGUGCCGGUGCCCUCAUUGGCUCUUUUCUUCGUAAACUGUCACGAAAAGCACAAGAGCAGGUUGCUAAAGCUACAGGGGUGGCAGACGAGGCUCUUGGGAACGUGCGGACUGUGAGAGCAUUUGCCAUGGAGGACAGAGAGCUAGAGAUGUAUGCAGCUGAGGUCGAGAAAUCUGCUACGAUGAAUGAAUCAUUGGGCACAGGAAUCGCCGUAUUUCAAGGCCUGUCUAACAUCGUCCUGAACUGUAUUGUUUUAGGCACUAUUUUUGCUGGCGGAACAUUGAUGGCCCAUAAUGACAUGUCGCCUGGUGAUCUGAUGUCAUUUUUAGUCGCCUCCCAAACGGUUCAAAGAUCUCUUGCCAGCAUUUCAAUUCUGUUUGGACAGAUGGUUCGAGGUAUGAGCGCAGGAGCUCGUGUUUUUGAGUUUUUGACUUUAGAGCCGACCGUUCCACUGACGGGAGGCGGUCGGAUUCCUCACAUGUCUCUGACAGGAAGAGUUGACUUCAUGAACAUCUACUUCAGUUACCCGACAAGACCUGGCAACCAGAUUCUUAAAAACUUUAGUCUGACUCUACCUCCCUGUAGAACCGUCGCUAUUGUAGGAGAGUCGGGUGGAGGCAAAUCCACUGUGGCCGCUCUAUUGGAGCGCUUUUAUGACCCCAGUAGUGGAGUGGUAAUGCUGGAUGGACUCGACAUCAAAACACUGGACCCGUCCUGGCUAAGAGGACAUGUCAUUGGCUUUAUUAGUCAGGAGCCUGUUCUUUUCGGCACAUCAGUAAUGGAAAAUAUCAGGUUCGGAAAGCCCAAUGCUACAGACGCUGAGGUCAUAGCUAGUGCCAAACAAGCCAAUGCUCAUAAUUUCAUCACAGGCUUCACAGAUGGAUACAACACAGUGGUUGGUGAACGUGGAGUGACUCUCUCUGGAGGUCAGAAGCAGCGGAUUGCCAUCGCUCGGGCCUUGAUCAAAAACCCCAGCGUUCUGAUUCUGGAUGAAGCCACCAGCGCUCUGGAUGCAGAGUCGGAGCGGGUGGUUCAGGAGGCUUUGGACAGGGCCACAUCGGGUCGCACCGUUCUGAUUAUCGCUCACCGCCUCAGCACCAUUCAAGGGGCCGAUCUCAUCUGCGUCAUGAGCAACGGACGUAUCGUUGAGGCUGGAACGCACCUGGAUUUAUUGAGCAAAGGAGGACUGUAUGCCGAGCUUAUAAAGAGACAACGGUCCAGUGGUCAAAAAUGAGAUGUGGUUUGUGCUCAGAUCAGCCUGACAUUUUGGGUUACGGUGCUAUUCAAAGAAUUAUGAGAAAUUACUGAACAAAUGCAAAUUACACAUAAAAUGCCAUUUGAUUCUCUGUCAUAGUGAAUGAGGUUUAUAUGGAAAAUAUAUUGUGUUUUUUGAGUCUGAUAUGUCAGAGAUGUAUAUAAGCAGAAUUUAAAUGCUUUUACAUUAUGUUUUAAUCUCUCAAACCCUAGACUGUAGGUAUUUAAUUUUUUUUUAUUAAAGGUUCGAUUAGAAUUAAAUGUAUUUUAAUUUAUAAUUUAUAUUAUUAAUUGAGACCACUGUGAUGCUCGUCUUACAUGAAAAUU
Messenger RNA from Paramisgurnus dabryanus, 2577 nucleotides. RefSeq names its product ATP-binding cassette, sub-family B (MDR/TAP), member 8 (gene abcb8). Gene Ontology annotation, cellular component: mitochondrial inner membrane. The record is from RefSeq and is a predicted model, not a curated record. NCBI's taxonomy places the organism in Eukaryota, Metazoa, Chordata, Actinopteri, Cypriniformes, Cobitidae. Gene Ontology annotation, molecular function: ABC-type oligopeptide transporter activity; ATP binding; ATP hydrolysis activity. Gene Ontology annotation, biological process: oligopeptide export from mitochondrion.